CGCCGCUGAUUACGUGCUGCCGCGGUGGCUGAGGCGGUUCCGCUGGCCGCUGUGUACGCGACGAGCGAGUCCUGGUGCGGCCAAGUCGGCUCCUGCGGCGCCCGAGAGCCCGGCCCCGACCCCCGCCGCGGCCCGGCCGCCGCCUGAACAUGGACUCCGCAGGCCAAGAUAUCAACCUGAAUUCCCCUAACAAAGGUCUGCUGUCCGACUCCAUGACAGAUGUCCCUGUCGACACAGCGGUGGCCGCCCAGACUCCUGCUGUUGAGGGUCUGACGGAGGCUGAGGAGGAGGAGCUUAGGGCCGAGCUCGCAAAGGUGGAAGAGGAAAUCGUCACUCUGCGCCAGGUCCUGGCAGCCAAGGAGAGGCACUGUGGCGAGCUGCGGAGGAAGCUGGGCCUCUCUGCCUUGGAGGGCCUGAAGCAGAACCUGUCCAGGAGCUGGCGUGACGUGCAGGUCUCCACCGCCUAUAUGAAAACCUCUGAGAAACUUGGAGAGUGGAAUGAGAAAGUGACCCAGUCAGACCUCUACAAGAAGACUCAGGAAACUUUCUCUCAGGCGGGACAGAAGACAUCGGCUGCCCUGUGCACAGUGGGCUCUGCCAUCAGCAGGAAGCUCGGAGAUAUGAGGAACUGGGGUGCGCCGCCGACCUGUGGCGAGCAGCCUUGGGUCAUGUGCCCGGCCUCACUGUGCCUGUCGUUCGUCACAUUUGCACUCGUGCUUCCAAGGACAAGAACCAGGUCGUACAUAGACAAGGUGCCCAGACGCCUGGCCGGUUUGCCGGUGCACCCCACCAUGGGGCUCCUUAGUUUUGCUCUGCUAUGUUUUCGGGGAUGUGGUGAACCCUGACAUCUUAGGGUCUGUGAUGUGUCCAUCAUCGCCUCACCCCGUGGUCUCAGGUUGAGCUGAGGUUGAGAAUUCACCACUUCUUGAGAAUGAAAAUGAGGUGCAGGGAGGUUUAUGAUACUGAGGUGUUUGCGCUGCAUCACUGGGCUCUGGAGGGCUGUCCAAGGGCAGCCUUGGUCUGGGAAGCUGGUCACAUGCCCUGGGGCCUGAGGUGGCAGGUUGGGCCUGGGAAUUGGAUUUGGGUUAAAGUAGGGAUCUCUGUCUAGCAUGGUGACCCUUGAAGAGGCACCUGCCUUCUCCCACCAGGAGAUGGCAGGGCCUGCUGGCCACCCAGGAGCCCAUGUAAUUGAGCCCGUGUUGCUCCUAAAUGACGUCCAUGUUGGGGGAGCCUCCAGAAGCCUGGCUGGGUGGUAGAGAACGUGGCUAUAUUGCCCCCGGACACACGAGUUUCUAGGUUGGCCUCUGCCAGCUGUAGCGUGGAGCCGGAGCGAAGGGUGCUGAGCCCGGGGGUGUCCGGGCCCGUCGCAGCAUGCACCUGUGCGCCCUGGUCCAGCCAAUGCCCUGUGGAGAGUGCGGCCUGCCCUGCUGAUGUGGGGCUGGGCCAGGCCGACCCGGCUUCCGGAUGCUGGCACACGCGGACCCUGCGAGUCGUGCCGCCUGCCUCCACACACCUCAGGCCUUUGUGCUGCUCCUCUCCUGGGGCUUCUGUCCUCUAAUGCCACACAGGGUCGUGGACACACAGGUGCCUCAUAUGUGAUGCUGGUGGGACCCUGGAGGGGCCAGUCGUGUGUGUGUGUGUGUGUGUGAGAAGGAGCAGCCACCUCGCAACCGAGUUUUGGCUUGGGGAGAGCAUGUCCUGCUCCCCUUGGUGGUUUGAGGCCUGAGGGUGGUCACAGGGGCCCCUGCGUGGCCUUUUGGAGCUUGGGUGAGGGGCUGGGCGGGCACUGCCUUCCCAUUCCUAACGCUGCGUUUCUUCUCCUCCUGCUGCUGCC
Molecule: messenger RNA, 1834 nt
Organism: Suricata suricatta (meerkat)
Lineage: Eukaryota; Metazoa; Chordata; Mammalia; Carnivora; Herpestidae
Gene: TPD52L2
Product: TPD52 like 2
Exons: 6
Coding region: 150-845 (231 amino acids)
Cellular component (GO): cytoplasm
Source: RefSeq, a predicted model, not a curated record